UCAGCCCCAGAUGUUAUAGUAGUCUGACACUGAAGUACCUUCUUUUAUUUUUAUGCAGUGCCGGUUGUUGUAUCUCUCUAUGAGAGAGUGAUUUUGUUCUUUCAGACUCUCUUUAGAGAUAAAAUAAUCUUGUUUCACGAUAUGUCCUCAUUAAGUGGAAAAUCUGAUAAGGAGAUCAGUCAGCUGCUGGAUGAAUAUGGCAUUAAACAUGGACCCAUAGUAGGAACCACACGGAAUCUCUAUGAAAAGAAACUGAAUGAAGCCAUGACCAAAAAAGCUAAGCCUUCCUCGUCUGACAAGACAUACUACCGAGAAGAACAGGAGGAAGUGGAAUAUAUUACCUAUCAUCAAUCCCCACAACUGAACAUGUACGAUGGAUCUGGUGAUGUCACAAGGAGGUCAAAGGUCACCGAUGCCGAUUUUGCCCAGGACAUACGGAGGUCAAAGCUGACUGAUUACAGAGAUGAAGUCAAAAGCUAUAACAAUGAGUCCAUUAUCAGCCCAACUCGCUUGUCCUAUCAGAGUUCUUCUCGGCCCGGCCCGUCAGUCUCCAUGCAGCGUGUUCAAUCCAGUCCAGAGACCAGCAAAUCUGGAGGUGUGCCGGGCUGGCUUCGUGUCUUGGUGUUUGUUAUCAUUGCCGUGUUUCUUUAUUAUGUGUACACAUGGAUGGAGCCUGCAGAGGAGACCCCCUUUAAAAGCAUUAAGUAGAGGAACAGUGAGAUGUUUUAAAUAUGUUCAUCAGCCCCAAACGAAACUGAUUCAGUACAAGAACAACCAAAAAUAUAGCCUGGAAUAAGAGCAAAUAAUAUUGUGUGUGAGUACAGAUUGUGAGGUUUAGUACAACCACAAACGGGUGCAUAAUGCGUAAAGUCUUAUCCAAAAACGUGCUUUGUACAUUUUUAUAAUCAAUCAGGUACAGAUGUGGAAGACUAUCCAUAUGAAGAAAAUGCAGAAUUUUUUGAUCAUUGGGGCAUUUAAGUGUCUUUAAAGCUUAUUUUCUUAUGAAUUGUGUGUAAAAUACUUUUGCUGUGGCCAUGUAUUUAGGGCUUGUGUUCAUGUGCCAUUCUGUAGCGCACUAUUUGCUACACUGUUUCAAUUUGCUGUUUUCAGUGUUAAACCCUUUUUUAAAAUAAAUUCUAAGGUGCUGAAUUUAAAACUGAAGAGAUUUGAGCAAUAAAGUACACAAGCUUGUGCUAUUAAAGGCCAUUGUUGGGCACAAUGCAACAACCCCUUCAGCCAAGACUAUAUUCACAAUAUAAUAAGCUUUAAGUGCCUUAUUUCUAUUAUGGAAAAUUAUUAAGGGUAUACAUUUUUUUUAUUAAAUUUCAUUCAUUACUUUUCUAUUGCUGCUUGUCCCUAGCAUUUAAAUACUACCAAAAUGCUUUUUCUUUACAUUUUAAAUAUAUAGUGUAGCCAAAAGGUCUUUUUUACAACCUAAGCCACACAUACAAUGUAUGAAUAUCAUUGUUAUAAGAAUUGUUACUAAAUAACUGUGCAAAGACAUGUUUAAACUAAAGCAUUUCUCAUUUUACAAAGAUGUCCAAACUCUUCUUAAAUUCCCAAUGUUUGCUUCAAAAACAUGUACUGUCUUUAAAAAAAUGCCACUUGAUUUGAAAUGUUAUCUAAUAAAGUGACAUUUGUGUAA
Messenger RNA from Onychostoma macrolepis, 1645 nucleotides. RefSeq names its product emerin (gene emd). The record is from RefSeq and is a predicted model, not a curated record. Lineage: Eukaryota; Metazoa; Chordata; Actinopteri; Cypriniformes; Cyprinidae. The transcript is spliced from 8 exons. The coding region runs from base 142 to 708 and encodes 188 amino acids.